Erythranthe guttata (spotted monkey flower) is the source of this 1954-nucleotide messenger RNA. Its product is annotated as Pyridine nucleotide-disulfide oxidoreductase family protein. Gene Ontology annotation, molecular function: oxidoreductase activity. The record is from RefSeq and is a predicted model, not a curated record. Lineage: Eukaryota; Viridiplantae; Streptophyta; Magnoliopsida; Lamiales; Phrymaceae.
CUCACUAUAUUCAGGCCCAAUCCAAACUAGCAACAUGGUCACGGGUCGGGCUAAAACCCGCCCCAUUACCCAUUUGUUAGGGGCAUUUCAAACCGUUGGAUCUGAUUGAAUAUUUACGAGAUCGAACGGUUGAGAGAAACAUAAUUAAAUCUCAACCGCCUUCUCAAUAAUUCGCCGUCCACCGUUCUCCGCCGUCCCCCGACACCGUAUCUCCGCCAUCAUUCUCCCAUAUUAGUUCUGAAUAAGCGCGCUUCAUGAAAAUUUAGGUACUCUCCUCACCGGAGAGAGGAAAAUUUUGAAUUGUGCCGAUCUUCAUCAGUCAAAUAAAAAAAAAAUGGCGAGUUUUUUGAAAUUGAGGUGGAUUUCCAAAAGCUUUAGCACUCUCUCUUCGACACCUUUACGCAUUUGCGUUGUUGGUAGUGGACCUGCAGGAUUUUACACAGCGGAGAAGCUUUUGAAGGCACAUGGAAGUGUAGAUGUUGAUAUAAUCGAUCGUCUGCCAACGCCCUUCGGAUUAGUGCGGUCCGGUGUUGCGCCUGAUCAUCCCGAGACGAAGAUAGUGAUCAAUCAGUUUUCGCGUGUUGCACAAAAUGAACGCUGUUCGUUCAUUGGGAAUGUGUCUGUUGGAUCCUCCAUAACUUUGCCUGAGCUACGUGAGAUGUAUAAUGGGGUGGUUCUUGCCUAUGGUGCAGAAAGUGACAGAUCUCUUGGCAUUCCCGGGGAGGAGUUGGCUGACAUAUAUGCUGCCAGAGAGUUCGUUUGGUGGUAUAAUGGGCAUCCAGACUGUAGGAAUCUUGCUCCUGACUUAAAGAGCUCUGAUACUGCUGUUAUUCUCGGUCAGGGUAACGUUGCUCUUGAUGUAGCUCGAAUUCUUUUACGGCCAACAGCCGAAUUAGCAAGAACUGAUAUCGCCUCCCAUGCUUUGGCUGCUUUAGAAGAGAGCACUAUAAGGAAAGUUUAUUUGGUUGGAAGACGUGGACCAGUACAAGCAGCCUGCACUGCAAAAGAACUAAGAGAAAUUCUGGGAAUCAAGGAUUUGGUGAUUCAUAUCAAACAAGCGGAUCUAGUUACAACACCUGCUGAUGAGAUAGAAAUGAAGAAUAACAGGAUAAGGAGGCGAGUGUACGAACUGCUCUCUAAAGCAGUCACAGCAGGGCAUGCUUCUGUUCCCGGUCAACGAGAACUCCACUUUGUUUUCUUCCACAAGCCAGACAGAUUUCUAGAGUCGGACGAUAGAAGUGGUCGUCUUGGUAGUGUUCGGCUUGAGAAGACUACUCUUAAAGGAGAUGAAUCAAUGAAGCAGGUGGCUGUUGGUACAGGAGUAUACAAGGACAUAUCAUGCGGGUUAGCACUGAAGAGUAUUGGUUACAAAUCAGUAGCUAUCGAUGGUUUACCCUUUGAUAAUUACAAAGGAAUUGUUCCAAAUCUUGGAGGUCGUGUAUUGGCUAACGCUUCACUAGGUGAUAUGCAAUACGAGACGGGCUUAUAUGUGUGCGGGUGGUUAAAGAGAGGACCAACUGGAAUUAUUGCUACAAACCUUUAUUGUGCUGAAGAAACUAUUGCAUGCGUCUCAGAAGACAUUAAUAAAGGGGUAUUAUCGUCUAAAUCGGUAAAGCCUGGCCGAAAGGGAAUGUUGGAGUUAUUAGACAGUAGGAAUACUAGAGUUGUACCAUUUGAUGCCUGGGAAAAAAUCGACCUUGAAGAGAAAAGGCUCGGAAAUUUGAAGAACAAACCCAGAGAAAAACUCGCCACACGGGAAGAGCUAUUGAAAAUCGCCGGUAAAUGAGAUAGAUCCCUCUGCAAAAAUAAGAUGUUCAAGAAAUCACUGUCAUUUUGUUUCCAUUAAUGGAAGUUAUUGAGAGAAAAAGGGUGAGAUGUGACAAUGGGUGAAGAAACUAUAUUUUGUGUUUUACAUACAUAAUAACCAUAAUAUAUUUCAAGAUUAAUUUGUUUA